AUGCAUGACAAAUUCUUCGAUCAAUAUUGCUUGGGCCCCACCAUUGCCAUCGGAAACUUCAUGCUUAUCACUAAGCCAUUUCUCCUCCAUAACCUUUUAGAAGGCAGUGGACAUGUCGAACCUGUUAAACAAGCUCUAUUCACCAAGUUUGCAAAAGUCUGCUUGUCUGCCGUCGAAUCCACAAUUGAGAUACUAGAGAACAUGGUAUUUCACCAAGUAGGAUACUACUUGGUGAUGGAUGACUUCUUCUUCAGCUUGCAGUGUCUUCAAGUCAUUCUAGCCGGGUGCGACCUGUUUCAUGCAGAUGGCUAUCAGGCCCGUGUGAAGCAAUGUCUUAGAAUCCUACUGGUAAUCAGUGUAUCUGGUUACCCAAAGCAGCUACUUCCCGAACCACUGUAUCAGUUACAGCAGUGUGGACUUGCCGAAGAUGUUGGAGAUGGCAACACUGUUGAUUUAAGAGACUCUAGCGCUGACCAAGUUGCAACCUUGUGGCUGAACGAACUGGAAAUGUCUGAAAAUGCUAUCGACAUUGGGUUAUGGGGUGAUCUUCUGGAAAUCUGA
Bipolaris victoriae FI3 is the source of this 561-nucleotide messenger RNA. RefSeq lists its product as hypothetical. The record is from RefSeq and is a predicted model, not a curated record. Bases 1 to 561 code for a protein of 186 amino acids. NCBI's taxonomy places the organism in Eukaryota, Fungi, Ascomycota, Dothideomycetes, Pleosporales, Pleosporaceae. The transcript is spliced from 3 exons.